ACGAGUAUUAUUGGUUGGAAAACUUAUGUAAUGUUUAGAAGAUGGAUUUAUCUUAGUUUAGUUUUUAUAGCAAUAGCAUUUGAACAAGUAGUCUCCAUUUAGAGUUUAGUAUUGACUAUUGUCAAGUUCUAUAGGCAGGGCAGAGCCAGAAAUUUUGAUCCGGGCAAAAACUGUAUUUUGGUUUUUUGUUUAUAUGAAUUGCAAUAAUAGUCUUCCAUGUAUAUUUAUGCUUUGCAUUAUGGGCUAAUAUAUUUGCUAGUAAGCUUCUUUUUUUUGGAUCAAUUAUUUGCUAGAAAGGUUAUAAGGCUAUUAAUUAAGCCUAUCCUAUUUAUAGGACUUUGAUAAUUUUUUCCCCAUAGUUUUAGCCCCAACUUGCCUUAUUCGUCCUCCGACCCUACUUAUAGGUAGUAGUUAUUCCUACAUGCAUAUUUCGUGCUAUGAAAAUUGAUGUGACAAAUGGCUCGGCAUGAUUUGAAUUCUUAUAUCUCCUCAUUGUGUUGCUUCAAAUAGUGUACAAUUUUAGUGUAAAAGUGUUUUGGGGUUUAGUAUUACUCUUAAGAUGAUGCUUAAAUGGUGUGACGCCUUCUUUUUUCAUUCUCUCUUAAUAGACACUAGAUCCUUUACCGUCAACUACAAGCAUUCACAAAAACUGGGGUAUAAAUUUCUGUCACUGUUUUAUGCUACUAGGUGCACAGACUGCAUGGGACAUGUUUCGGGAGGAACAGUCUUCUCUGCGCAUUAUUACUUCUUGUGCAGAUUUUGAUAACAUCCUUGGUGGAGGAAUAAACUGCAAAGAAGUAACUGAAAUUGGUGGAGUACCGGGCAUUGGUAAAACACAGUUGGGGAUUCAGCUUGCAGUUAACGUUCAAAUUCCAAUGGGUUUAGGUGGCCUUGGUGGAAAGGCAGUAUAUAUAGAUACGGAAGGCAGCUUCAUGGUAGAGAGGGCUACACAAAUUGCUGAAGCUUCAAUUUCUGACAUGUUGGAAUACAACAAUCAUUUAGCUAAACAAAAUCGUGUGUGCCAAGUCAAAUUUAAGCCUGCUGAUAUCUUGGAAAACAUUUUUUAUUUUCGAGUCUGCAGUUACACUGAGCAAAUGGCUCUGAUAAAUCACUUGGAAAAGUUCAUCUCAGACCAUAAAGAUGUUAAGAUAGUCAUUGUUGACAGUGUUACUUUCCAUUUCCGCCAAGAUUUUGAGGACUUAGCUCUCAGGACUCGAUUACUUAAUGGAAUGGCCCUAAAGUUGAUGAACCUUGCAAAAACCUUCAAUGUAGCGGUUGUGAUAUUUAAUCAAGUCACCACAAAGCUCACAGAAGGAUCAUUUCAGUUAGCUCUGGCACUUGGUGAUAGCUGGUCACAUUCCUGCACAAAUCGGAUCAUCUUGUACUGGAACGAGGAUGAGCGAAAUGCAUACAUAGACAAGUCACCCUCUCUCCGAUCAGCCUCAGCUCCAUUUUCGGUCACAGGCAAAGGGAUCCGGAACACUGCUACCACCAGUAAGAGAGCCAAAUUGAUGUGAGAUUUAAAUUGGAUGUAAUACACUCCAGAGACAUUCCUUUUUGUGAUGGCUGAAGAAGUUGCUUGCUUUUUCAGGAGUACAAAUAUAUAUUUCUUUAGAAAAUAUUAUUUUUAAUAUCAUACUUUUUUUUUUUGGGGGUAAUAUCAUUUUAAAUCUUUUGUUUUGCAAAAGCUAUUGAAUAAACUUUCUGUUUUGUUAAAUGAUAAUUCAGACUCUAUACAAAUUAGAGUUUAAGUU
Molecule: messenger RNA, 1754 nt
Organism: Cannabis sativa
Lineage: Eukaryota; Viridiplantae; Streptophyta; Magnoliopsida; Rosales; Cannabaceae
Product: DNA repair protein RAD51 homolog 3
Exons: 8
Coding region: 678-1517 (279 amino acids)
Biological process (GO): meiotic DNA recombinase assembly; reciprocal meiotic recombination; DNA repair
Cellular component (GO): Rad51C-XRCC3 complex; Rad51B-Rad51C-Rad51D-XRCC2 complex; replication fork
Molecular function (GO): ATP binding; crossover junction DNA endonuclease activity; four-way junction DNA binding
Source: RefSeq, a predicted model, not a curated record